Molecule: messenger RNA, 3801 nt
Organism: Hypanus sabinus (Atlantic stingray)
Lineage: Eukaryota; Metazoa; Chordata; Chondrichthyes; Myliobatiformes; Dasyatidae
Exons: 6
Coding region: 431-3517 (1028 amino acids)
Source: RefSeq, a predicted model, not a curated record
UGACGAGUCCAGUGCAUUGUGACGUGUAGUGCCAGACGACUCUCCCCCCGCCGUGCUGCACGAUUCACGGAUCCGCGCGUUCGGGACGGACACGAGCCGGAGGAGGCAGCGAGGCCGACAGAGGGAGGGAGCCGCCGCCGCCGCACUGCUGGGAGAAGACUUAAUUCUGUGUAGUUUCACGUUUCUGCCAAAAUACACGUGGUAUUAGAGUGUGCUGGAGUUCUGGUUAGAAAUAAAGCAAUUCCACAACUUGCUGAGAAAAUUUCUGCUUGAUCACAAGGAAGAACGACACAGGGAAAAUCUGAGGUGCUUUUUUCUGCAAGUCAAGGUGUAGAUCAUACACCAGAAUAGAACAACAAAUCAAGUUUCACAAGAAACAGUCUUUUUAUUUUUCCAGUGCAAUUAAUCUUGGUUAUUUUUCAAGGAAAAAAUGAUGCAUGGUAUCCUGGGUUUUGAGAAAACAAAAUCAAUGCAAGAUAGUUCUCUUCAACCACCUGCUCGUUCAAGUUCUGUUUCUUCUGACUCCAGUGAAGCUGAAAACUACUUGUAUGAAAAUCCUGAGGAAAUUAAAACUUCCAAAGUUCCACAAAGCCAAUGCAAGAGAUGGGUGACAGAUAGAAAACAAACACAUAAGGAAAGUCAUGUUAGAUCAAACCUGUGCUCUGUUGAUAAACCCUCAUUAAGAAAGAAUGCAAGUAAAGUCACUGGGUUGAACAAACAACGACAUAAUAAAAGAUGGAAAAAGUCUUCAAAAGUUGGAGGUAGAAAAAAUACAGAUUUGAACAUAGCACCUGAGCCAAAGUUUAAGGAUCAUGGCCAGGAGUUCAAAGAAGAACCACAGUGGUAUACAGAGCCACUGUCAGACAAUGUAACCUGUAAUAAUUUAAGAAGUAAAUUAGAAACUGCUUACAAGAGUAGUUCAUUUGAUGCUGAGCUAUUAGAAAAGUUGCCAGCAUCCAUUCGGGAUCUGUGUAUUGAUGACGGUUGUCCUCAAGAUCAUCUCUGGACAGGUGCAUUUGUUGAUGGUCACUUUGUCGAUAUACCAACUUUACUUGAUAAAACAGAGCUCAGUGAGAUUUUAGAUUGUUCUAAAUCAAACUCUGAUUCUUUAGUUAAUCUUGAAAAGUCAGUGGAUCUCUUCUGUGAAGAAGAUGCUAAUCAAUCCGUGGUGGAUUCUUGUGGCUUUGAUUUCAAACAAGAAAAUGAAAUCCUUAACAUUGGAAGGAAAAAUGAAGAUCAAAUGCAGUCUCAAGGGGAACAUAAUGUAAUAUUAGAUGGAUUACCUUUGAAUAUCUGGGAGGAUGGCUCAACAGUGGGUGGACUAGAAAGGAGUUCUCCAUUGGCAAUAUCCAGUACAAACCAGCUUGGUUCUGAUCAUGUAAAAUUGUGGUUAUCGUCCACUACCAGUUCAUCUUUAAUUAAUAAGACAGGAAUUGAACCAUUUUGCAAAGACACUAUUCUUUUGUCAGACAAGGACGAUGGUUGGCCUGAUCGCUCAGAUGCCAGUGAAACAGAACCAUAUUUUUCAGUUAUAACAGAUCAGAAUGAUGCUUUAUUUUCUUGUGAAAGUAAUCAGCGAAGUGAGAAUCCUUCAUCACUAGAGUCUCAAACUUCAGUGUUAAAUGCCACCAAAGAUAAGGAUUCAAUUCAAAAGGAAUCUACUUUUUCAAAUAUAUUCAAAGAAGACUGUGGCUCUUGGUCAGUUUUGUGUAAAUCUAAUAAUAAAAUGUCCCCUUUCACUUUAAGAAAUAUUGAUUCAGUAACAUUUCCCAUUGAGUUAAAUGUAAACAUGACAACUGGCAUCCCAACUGCUUGUUCAGAGGAUGACCUACUUAGUUUGCUACCUGGCAGUGAGUAUCUACAGUUAGAUGACAGCUUUUUAAUUGAACUUCCAGUCAUGACUUCAAAAGAAAAAAUGGACGUCACAAAAUAUAAUAAUCAAGCAGACAAGAUUGAAACAGGAAAGUGGAAUCCAAUUUUUGGAAUUUGUCAUGAGAGCCUUUCUGAAAAGAAGGACAAUUUAAAUGCCAGAAUAAUUGAAGAGAUAUGGAAAGCUACACCAGAGGAAGAUAAAGCAGCACUUUCCCAAGAUGAGAUAAAUACUGACAAAUGCCAUAUUUGCACCUUAGGAAAAGAGACACCUAUGAAACAUGUGAAUAUUACAAAAUUUAAAUGCCCUCUCCAAACAUCAGAAAGUAAUUUUUGGGAGGAUGAACUAGGAAACACCCAAAUUUUGGAUUCUACAAAAGUUGACAUCACGAUGCACUGUUGUGAGUGGAAAACUAGUUCUGAUCAAACUGAUACUUUAGUUACAGAGAACAUUCAACAUUUAACGAGUAACACAAAACAAAGUGAAUUUUCAUCUUCUGAAAAUGCCUUUCUGAAACCUACAAUAACUCCUAGUACUUUGCAGCCCAGUAGCUUUACUGCAGAUUUAAAGUCCGUGAUAAAUUGUGAUUUUCAACAAAAUGGUAAUGAAGAAUCUAUAGAACAAAACAUAAUUAAUGACAUUUCUAUAGUCUUACCUGAAGACCUGUGGGGAAAUUUAAAUGAUUAUCUAAAUGACUUCACAGAGCCAAGUGAGAAUUCCUUCCUCCCCUUUGAGCUCAGUUGUACUGUUCCACAAAUGCUUAGUCUGACCAGUACAUUAGAAAUUGACAAUGGGAAGAUGAACCAACAACCCAGCACUAUAUCCCAAGUCAGUUCAGAUUUAAUAAUACCCAACAGUGAAAAAUUACAAAGUCCAGUACAUCAAGACCAUAUCAGCAUAGCUACACAGACCCUUUAUCCCACCUCAGAACAAUUAUUUACGAAAGAAGUGGUUCUUACACGAUUGCAGGACAAUCCUGUUCAAAACUCAGAAUGCAAUGUUUCCCAACAUCAGUGUGGUUCUGAAGUAAUGUCUCAUUCUAUUUCUGUGUUAAGUAAACAGAAAUCUAAAUGUAGCAGAAUUUCUAAACAAGACAUGCAGAGUCAUCAAAUGGAGUGUGAAGUGAAAUUCAGUAAAGAGGCUGAUGAAGAUAAAAGCAGUUUAAUACCAGUGGAUACUGAUGGAGAUAAACUGAAAAAUUUCCAGGGAAGGUUACAGGAAAGGCAUCCAGAACAUGGUGAUUCUAAGAUGCCUCAGCAAAUAGCAAAUCUUAAUGUUUGUGCUUCCAACUCAACAAUGAAAGUAGAAGAUGAUCUGCAGCAUUUAGAAAAUAACAAAGAUGAGCAUGAAAUGUGUCAGGAAAGUUCUUUUUUGAGCAGUCAUUUAGAGGUUUCUUCACCUGAAUCAGAAAAACACAAGGAAUAUCUCAGAGAAAACUGUUGCCCACUUCUUGAAGACCACCUUUCUACAAAAAAUACAGAUUGCUGCAGAAAUUCCAGUAUUACUGCAGCUUCAAUCGACGUUGAGUCCUCGCUACAUGAAGAACACAAAGAAAUGCUUACAAGAUGUAAUGAAACAGAUGUUAACCCAGAGGAUCCAAAAACAGAUCAGAAGUUCUUCAGAAGUGUGAAAGACUGUAAAACAUAGGGCUACAUUAGAAGAACUCUGGAUAGUUAUAUUAUAAUUUGGUUUAUCUUUUUCCCCAGCAGAAAGAACAGCUUCCAUUAAAGGGGCUGCCUAUUGAGGUCAAAGAAACACCUUGUAUUGUUCAGGGUUUCUGUGGUUUCGUACUGAAUCUGUAAAUGAUGCAGUUCUAAAUAGUGUGAUAUCUAUCACUGAAUGGGAAAAAAAUAGGACAGUUCACUUUGCUGCAUGCAGUACUUGUGAUUGUUUGGUCCGUCCAGAGUGGUUUUUUCUAUUCAAAAAGCUUU